Ostrea edulis (European flat oyster) is the source of this 4610-nucleotide messenger RNA. RefSeq lists its product as uncharacterized. Lineage: Eukaryota; Metazoa; Mollusca; Bivalvia; Ostreida; Ostreidae. The transcript is spliced from 2 exons. The record is from RefSeq and is a predicted model, not a curated record. The coding region runs from base 66 to 2105 and encodes 679 amino acids.
AUGAAAUAAAACGAAAGUAGAUAAAGUGACUCUACACCUGGAAAUACCCACAUUACUUAACAGCAAUGGAUUCCCCUAGUAUAUCACCCCAAAUUGAAACAGGUAUACAGCACAUGUCAGAGUCCGUGUUUGUGGGACUGUGUCAUACAUUGGGGACCUCACAACAGGUGGCAAUCCGGAGAGAUGUGGUAGACAUUGAGGAGAUAGUGAGAAAUAAAGUAAGAACAAGUAACCAGAACAUGAUGAUGGCGAGUGGAAGUCACAGAGAAGGAUUCAGAAUGAAGGGAUCUGAUGUGGAUUACAUGCAUUGGUUUAACAACCAACCAGUGAUCUGGGACUUAUCUCAGACCCAGUUUUACAAUGUACACAGACAAUCCCUGAUUCUCUCUGUCUCAUCUGAAAGUCCACCCGGAUUUACUUUACUUCAAUUACUGACACCAAGGGCAAACAACAGAGUUAUCUCAGCAUUAGUCACAAUGAAUGGUAGACGUUAUAUAUCUAGUUCUAAAUACAGAGAGAUCACAUGUUCUGAUAUAAACCCCAACUCUACAGUACACGGUCCUUGUGGCAGUGGAACUAGAGAUGGAAUAGAAUAUGACGAUGCCCACUGUUUUGUGUGUGACUUUUGGCCUCCGUCUGCCUCCUCAUGGAUAGACAGAUGUCACACAUGGCCCCAGCCACAGGUUGUUAGGGACAUAGUCAGAAGUGGAUGUCACUUUGUAGCAAUUGGACACAAAUUAGGAAAUCAUGAAAGCAAUGAAUGGAGAAUUUCAUUUUCUCUGUCAGAACAAAAACUUGUGUACUCUAUGAACCACUGUCAAUUCUUGACUUAUGGUUUGCUGAAAUUGUUCUUAAAAGAAGUCAUUAACUAUGGAUUAAAUAAGGCUGAGAAACUGCUGUGUUCCUAUCAUAUGAAGACAGCAGUUUUCUGGAUGAUUCAACAAAACACAAUACCUAACUGGUGUCCACAGAAUCUCCUGAAAUGUUUCUGGUACUGCUUUAAACUCAUCCUUAAAUGGGUGUAUGAGGGAGUCUGUCCUAACUUUUUCAUUCCAGAAAACAACAUGUUUCUCAGUAAUAUUCAUGGUGAAGCACAAAGCAGAUUAUUCCUUAGACUGUUUGGUUUUUAUGAAAAAGGUUUAGCAUCCCUUCUACACAGUCCCUCCCUCAGGUCCUAUAUUAUAAAUGUGCUUUAUAACCCCAGACUCAGUAUUUGUACUGAUGAAUACACUCUGGUAUCUGAGACCGAGUUAGAUAAAGAAAUGUUCAUUGAGAUAUUCCAAAGAAAUUCAAUACCCUCAUCAGACUUCUACCUCACUAUGAAGUACUUAAACACAGUAGAUCAGUUGACAGUCUCACCCCUGACACAAUAUCAAGUUCUAAUGUUACAGGUACUUACAGCCGCCAUCCUUCACGAUGCUGCUUUUAGAUUACAAAACAUGUACAGCAACACCACUGAAAACAAGCUGAUGUAUAUUGUUGACAGAAUGUCCUGUCACAUGUUGAAACUCACAGCCAAGUUUGGGUGUAUUUCUGACCGGUUGUACAUUGCAAUGUAUUAUUACAAGACACUCAGAUACACAGAAGCUUUGUCUGUGAUAGAGAUGACAAAGGUCAACUUAUCUCAGCCAUAUGUGAUGCAUAACUGGACAGUAGACACAGAGAGGUAUACCGAGACUGUAGGGGGACAGUCCUGGUCUACAAAGUUAAGACAUGCUGUAGCAUGGAAUAUCACAUUAAACAACAGAAUCAUUUAUAUCAAUGAAUUAAUGGCAGAGCAGAUGGUUUCCUUACAGAACCUUGAAAAUGUAUUGUUGAUCCCACCCCUAGUUGUGUUGCACAUGCUGGAGUUCUUGUGUUACAGACAUAUUGACACAAUGGGAGCACAAACAGCUCUUAAUGAUCUACAGGUCCUAAUUCACCAUGAUCAGGGGGUGUAUGUAGGUGUGUACUCAAGAGACAUAUCAUGGCAGAUCCUGGGUAUCUGUCAACAGAUCUCAGGGAACCUCCAGGCUGCUCUAUAUUCCUACCAACAAUCACUCGGACAAUAUCCACACCAUAAAAUACAAAGUGCUACACUAAUGAGAAUACAUGAACUCGGAUAAAUAUAGUAUUGUACAUCUAAAUAGUUCAUGCUACUUUAACUAAUGAAUUAUUCAUUGCCAACAACACUUCAUCAUUCUGCUCAUAUUUACUGGACGCAUUGAAAUGUAUAACAUAUACAACUAUAUUUGAAAACAUAUGUUCAUAUAUUUCUAGGCUGGAAUUUAGAUGUUAUGGUUCUUGAUUUUGUGCGGUGGUCAAUUUAGUGCAACAUUUUGUGUGUGCUAGAAGAUUGAAAUUCCAUUACAUCUUUUGUUCAUUAAUUAUCUACUAAUGUACUAUAGUUACAAAUUCCUAAUUUACAGCAUAAACAAAAUUUAUAAGCAUAUUAAUUUCUGUCUUUUUACAAAACAUGAUAGCACAGUUGGCAAAUCCAAUAGACUGUAAGAAUGCGUAAGGUAGAUCAGGUAAAUGUGUUGGCACAACAUGAAUGCCCCCGCCUGCAGUGAAUUCAAACGUAGAAAAUUCAUAUAAGCGUAUACCUGUAGCAUUGAAUGUGGUAUGUAGAACAAUAAAGCAGAACAAAACUCCAAUCCAAUCUGUAGUUCAUCAAUAUACACCUACUUAUAUAAAUCAGUUCAAUAUCUCAAGUUGAUUAGAAAAGUCCGCAAUACUGGUCGUAAUAGUAGUUUUUCUAAGAUAAGGGGGCACAACUCCAUCAAAAAUCAACAAACCACAACAAAAUCUCAAUCUGUAACUCACCAAUAUUCAUGUGUAUACAAUAAAUUAGUUCAAUAUUUCAAGGUGUCAGAAAAAAAGUCCGGAAAACUGUACAUAACAGUAAUUUCUCUACGUUAAAGGGGCACAACUCCAUCAAAAAUAUAUGAAAUGGAACAAAUGGAAGGACGGAAAAGGGCAAAACUAUAUCCCUUGACCACUUUGUGGCAGGGGCAUGAAAAAAUAAACCUCUUCACUUUUUUCAUUUGAUGGCAAUCGAGUAAUAAGUUAUGUAUGAUGACAUAAAAUAAAUAUAAAGUAGGAGUAUCAAAUCAUCUGAGAAGAUUUUCUGACUUAAAAGUAGAGGUAGGGUAUCUAAAAUGACCUCCAGAAAGGGACGGGUGUCAUAUUUAAAGUUGAUGAUAAACAAACCUUCCAUGUAAUUAGUUACAUUUGCCAAUUAAGGAGGUAUACUAUAUCAUCAUAAUGGCUGACUUCCUUUUCUAAAAAUAUAGAUAUCAGAAUUGUGCAGAUAACCUUUUUACUAAAACUGCAUUUUUUUGACUAUAUAAAGUAAGUUUGAAAGUUUCAAUUUAGAAAUGUUAUUGUACAUAUCUCCUACUUUUCAUCCACAUCAAAUUUCUCUGGUGUGUUCUUUCUACUUAAUUAAGAUUGUUUUCUCCUAGUUUAAAAAAUCUUGGCAGAUUAUAAUUUUGUUUCACUGGAGACAAAAGAUAGUCAUCACCAUAUUAUAUAUAAUUGCAUGUAUUAAAGUUUCCCAAACCAGUAUUCAGUUGUUAUACAUGUAUAAGUCAUUUCAUUUUAUGCUUUAAUCAUUUUAAUCAUCUGCAGUGCAUCGUUAUAUAUAAAUCUAAUGAAUCAGUUUAGAUGUUCACAUUUGUAUGGCCAUAUGUUGCGCUAGAAUACAUAUGUUUAAAACUCUUUCGUACACAACAUGACCACUUUUUGUAACACAAUCAACUUAAAUUAUUCAAUAUUUUUGAAAUGAGAACUCCUAUAUUUGCUUUAUAUGCAUAUGUAUGCUUUAUGUAUUGUGAUUAUGCAGAUCCCAGUUUUUGUAGUGUAAAUAUUCCCCAAUCAUUUCUAUCAACUUUUACUUGUAGUAGGCAAGUUGAUAUUGGUUACAAUUGUGGAAAGUGCUAAGUACAUGCUCGAAUUUGUUACUGCUCUAAAGAGCAAAAGUAGAUUUCCAAGGGUAAAUUACCCUAAAAUUACAAUUGAAAUUCUUGAGAGUGACCCCCCAAAAAUCUAAUUAGAAGUGAAAAUGUCUUGGAAGUUGAUAUCAAAAAUUGACAAUUGAAAGUUUCAAAUGCAUGUAAAUAGAUGUGAACUAUAAAAAAUAGAAAAGCACUCCAUAUAUAUAUUGAGUUGAAAACAUGCAUGGGUUACAAGUAAUAGAUUAGAUAUGUUGUUACAUGUAUAUGUUACGCUAGAUAUUUUAUAUAUGCCUUAAUUAUUAGCUAGGUCAUUGGUCCAUAUAAUUAUGAAAUCCAAAAUAUAAGAUUAGAUUCUCACAUCUAAAGUUUGUUAUAAUUCAUGCUUUCAAUCAAUACUUUAGAUAAAUAGACAAUCAUUAUAUACUGUAAUUAUAGAUCUCUCUUUGUACUGAAUAUUUCCCUCAAUUAUUUCAAUCAAACUUACAUGUACAGGAAAUUCGUACUGGUUAAGGGACAAUAGUCAAUUAAUAUGGGAAAACAACUAUAUACAUUCAGGAACAAAAUUUAUUUGUGGUAUAUAACUAUCUAUUUUGUAUUGCUUAUGGGAUUUAUGAGAUUGAUCAUUGUUCGUUAUCUUCACCUUUCAUGAUCUAAAUAAAAACUGGUCCUCUC